This is a messenger RNA of Macrosteles quadrilineatus (aster leafhopper), 2648 nucleotides long. Its product is annotated as probable cytochrome P450 CYP44. The record is from RefSeq and is a predicted model, not a curated record. Bases 1 to 1464 code for a protein of 487 amino acids. The transcript has 11 exons. Gene Ontology annotation, molecular function: oxidoreductase activity, acting on paired donors, with incorporation or reduction of molecular oxygen; monooxygenase activity; heme binding. Lineage: Eukaryota; Metazoa; Arthropoda; Insecta; Hemiptera; Cicadellidae.
AUGGAGUUGUCCCGGAGUGGUUCAAAACUGGUUCGUUCCUUCAGACAUAUUCCUGGUCCAAUAAGCUUGCCAGUGAUUGGUACCCUUUACCUAUAUAAACUAGGUAUAUUUAAUGUGCUGAAAUACCAUGAAGUUUUGCAACACUUGUAUGAGAAAUAUGGUCCAAUAUCUAGAGAAAAUAUUGGGAGCUCGACUUUGGUCCAUGUAUUUGACCCAGAUGAUGCCCGGAUAAUCUAUCAGAAUGAAGGGAAAAUGCCACAUGUCGUUCCUCUACAAGAAACAGCUCAGUUGUACAGGCAGAAAGCUGAAAUGUCAUUGGGUUUAGGAAACACCAAUGGGGCAGAGUGGUAUCGCUUACGUGCAGCCAUUCGUCACCUGAUGUUACGACCUCGUGAUGUGCAGCAAUACUUGCCUGAUGUUGGCUUGGUCGCACGUGACUUGGUCUCAAGGCUUCGAUGUUGCAGAGAUGAGCAGGGAUGUGUCCCUGACUUGGCCACGGAGAUAGCAAAGUGGGCUCAAGAGUCUGCAGGCGUCGUGUGUUUUGAUCGACGGCUGGGUUACCUUAGUGACGGCCCUCAGAAAGCUGUGAUAGAGCAAGUGAUCCAAGCCAACAAGAAUAUGUUUUAUCUCUCCGGACUACUGAAGUUCUCCUUACCCGUCUACAAGUACAUACCUACACCGAAAUGGAAGAAAAUUGUGGAAGCUGAAGAUAUUGUUGUGAGGACAACACUCAAGUAUGUUAACGAAGCAUUGGUCUCAAUUGAAACGUUAGCUAAAGAGAAUAAGCUAACUGCUAACAAAUUCAGUUUUAUGACAUCUUUGCUGGCAAAGGAAAAUUUAAGCAAGAAAGACAUAGAAACUUUAACUUUCUCCUUAUUUGUGGAUGGACUGAGCACAACUGUACCAACUGUUCUGCACAACCUGUACAGUCUAGCAACCAAUCCUGUUGUUCAAGAUAAAGCAUACAGAGAGAUUCAACAAGUAAUGGGAAAAGAUGAAGUAAUAACAUCUGACCAUCUUAGCCAGUUCAACUAUAUAAAGGCUGUAAUCAAAGAAACCUUCAGAAUGUAUCCAAAUGGGACUGAAAUUUCCAGAAUACUUCAAAAUGAUCACGUUUUAUCCAACUACCAUAUACCAGCACAGACAUGUGUCAGCAUCAACAUGGGGGUUCACUUUCGCUCUCCUCAUUAUUUUUCUGCUCCUGACCAAUUUCGCCCUGAAAGAUGGCUUCGAGGUGAGAAGGCUGAUAACCCCCACCCCUACGUCCUUACACCAUUUGGGGUUGGCACUCGGACCUGUGCAGGAAGAAGAUUUGCUGAACAAGACAUGUAUGUUCUCCUCACUGAGGUAGUUAGGACUUUCCAGUUGAGUUUUGAAGGAACCGAACCUCUUGACUUGGAGUACAACACUCUUUUGUUACCAUCUAAACCUCUCCGUAUAAGGUUUACCCCUCGACACUCAUAGCAUACUACAUACACUAACCACAGGAGAUUAAAGGGUGGAAAGCUAGAUGAUAAAGAAUCAAAUACAUAUAAACAUGCUCUAGAAAAUUCUCUGUCAAGUGAGGAAACACCACAAGCUGGAAUCAACAAGAGAUGGUUUGGGUUUUUAAAGAGUAAAAUCGACAAAUUCAGAAAAGCUGUAGAUCAACAACAAAGGUUAGAUUUGGAACUUGCUUCAGAAACAACUCGACUUGAAGAACUUGAGAAAUUGAGAGAAGCUGAAACCAUUGAUGAUAAUACUGCUUAUGAUAAACUCAGUAGUUGGCAGGUAAAACUUUUGAAGGAUAUUGCAAAAACAAAAAAGAGAAAAGAAGACCUGUCUGUCAGAGCUGGAGUUGCAAAUGCUUUAGCUGAAAAACUGUCUGCUUUAAAUGAAGAUUCUACUAGAAGUGAGAGUCAAAUCAAGGAUAGAUCAAAUAAGCUAAGCAAAGCUCUUUUAGACCAAGCCAAAGUUAAUCUGGAACUUGCUUUAGCAACCAAAAAACUUGAAGAACUGCAAAGUCAAAAGGAAGCUGAAGAAAUAGACAUCUCUAUUGCUCCUGUUAAACUUACCAGAUGGCAACAGAAUCUUUUAAGUGAUAUUGUAAAAACUAAAGAAAAGAAAGAAUAUCUGACGGUUGAUGCUGCAGUGGCGAAAACCAAAGUUGAUAAACUGAAACAGCAUGUGAGUGAUGUUGGAGGGUUGCCUGACAAUGUUGUCACUAAUACUGCCAACAAGAUGAAGAAACAGAUUAGUGAGAAAGUGCACAAAGCAGAGAAAACCCUGAUGAGAAUGAAAAUGGACCUUGAACUGGCAACAACUAAACUCGAACAGCUAAAACUACAAAGGCAGGAUGAAACUGUGUAUGAUAAAAAUAGCAGGAAAAAAUUGAAGAGCAGCUACAAAAAUCUUCUAAAUGAUAUUGAAAAGACAAAGGAAAAGAAGUAUGAUUUAACUCUAAAAGCUGCUUUGGAGGAACAAACAAUUGACCACCUAAAGCCGAAACUAAAUGCAGUUGAUGGAAAAACUUCUAAUAAUAGUACCCAGUAAUGGAAAUACUGCUGAUAUAAAACCUGCCAAAUAGUUACUUUUUGUGCAUUGAUUUUUUGUGAAUUCUAAAAUAAAGGUCAAAGAAAUUAUUGAUUAAAACAAGUGCAAACCUAUAA